Molecule: messenger RNA, 2684 nt
Organism: Megalopta genalis
Lineage: Eukaryota; Metazoa; Arthropoda; Insecta; Hymenoptera; Halictidae
Cellular component (GO): cytoplasm
Molecular function (GO): protein binding
Source: RefSeq, a predicted model, not a curated record
UGCUCGUUACAUGAUGCACCGUACUAGGUUAAACUACAGACAUAUACACGUGCGCAUAAAAAAUACAAUACGAAUAUUUUUUCCACUGUGAUAGAAAAAUGACAAAUUUUUGUUACAAUUUGUGUUGCAAGACUAGAUCUUUUAUGUUUUCCACGUGGUAUUACAUUUCUACUUAAGGAAAUCGCGGUUCACGAUAACGGUAUAUAGAUGCUCCAACUCUACAACUGCAUACACAUAAGUGCAUUGUACGUACUAUAUGCACAAAUUUGCGUCCUUGUACCUUAUAGUACGGGUUGGUACGAGCACGAUGCAGUUAUUAUGCAGAGAGUGGGGGAAUAUUCAUCAUUAAAUCAUCCUUCACUGGGGAUGUCGAUCUGUAAAUAAUGUGCGCAAUAACAGUGCAUCAUGAGCGGUAUUAGGAAAAAACAUAAUCAUCUAGCAGUGUUCAAGCAACGCACAAAAAAUGACGAUAACGCCGAAUUGUCCGAGGUUAACAUUAUCUCCGCAAGAAACACUGGGAAUCUAAAUCUCUCGUCGAAAGGGCUAUACACGGUACCUAGUAGAGUAUGGCAUAUAAAUGCGUUAACAAGGGAAGAGGUAAAACAGCUGCAUUUUGAAUUUGAUUAUGUACAUGAAAAUGAACGAUGGUGGGAACAAGAACCACUCAAGACAUUGGAUUUAAGUUAUAACAGCUUAACUACAAUUUCUUCAAAAAUAGAAUGUUUGUCAGAAUUGACAACAUUACUUGUAAGCAUUGGAAAUGUUUUAAAUUUACACAACAACUCGUUAGAAGAUUUGCCACCAGAAAUUGGAAGUUUAAAUAAAUUAAAAAUACUGAAUUUAUCAAACAAUAAGAUAGAAAAACUGCCUCAUGAAUUCUAUAAAUUAAGCGAAGUACAAGAACUAUCCUUAAAGAACAAUUCCUUAAUAGACCUUGAUCCUGCAAUUGGGGACUUAAUAAUGUUAUCUCACUUGGAUUUGUCAUGCAACAGAUUAUCCGAAUUGCCAGUGGGAAUGGGAUAUUUAGUAAGAUUAACUUGUUUGGAUAUAAGUCAUAAUAUAUUGAAAGAAUUACCACCUGAUUUAACAAAUAUGAGAGCAUUACUACAAUUGGAUGCAAGUAAUAACGAGUUGGAAACAUUACCACCUCUGGGUGAAUUAAGGAAACUACAAACAUUGAUGUUGCAAAUAAACAAGUUGACAACGUUUCCUGAUCUAUCUGGUUGUACAAUGCUCAGAACACUGCACUUGGCUAAUAAUAACAUUACAGAAAUCGACAUGUUGUGUUUGGAAGGUGUAGGCAAAUUAAGAACAUUAACUUUAGGGAAUAAUAAUAUUGAUUCGAUGCCAGAAGAAAUAAUAAAGUUGGUAAAUUUGGAAAUUCUAGAUUUAUCCUACAAUAAGCUAACUAUAGUACCAAAUUAUGUUGGUAUAUUGCCAAAUUUAAAACAACUUGCGAUCGAAGGAAAUAAUGUACAAAAUAUAAGAGCGGAUAUAAUACGAUGCGGUACACCUCGCAUUUUAAAGCAUAUACGACAAAGUAUCGACAGUACAAAUCUAAGUACAAAAGAAUAUAUGGUAGGAGAUGUCAGCGCAAAUAUUUAUCCAGAUAAAUAUACUAUGCAAAGUACAAAAUUGCUUAGCUUGGCUGGACAAAACCUCAAUGAGUUGCCGCAAGAUGUUUUAGAGAACGCAUGUGAAGCCGAUGUGAGCACAGUGGAUCUGAGCAGAAAUAUGUUGUCUGUUUUACCUGAUCAAUUAUCUAUAAUUGCAAGAGUUGGUGAUUUAAAAUUAACAUCUAAUCAGUUAACAAAUAUACCAGAAUGGAUUUGCGAAAAAUAUAAGUACUUGCAAAAUUUGGAUUUAAGUAAAAAUUUGUUGGAAUCACUUCCUUCCAGCCUUGGUUUAUUAAAAUAUUUGCGAGAAAUUAAUAUUUCGUUUAACAGGUACAAAGAAAUUCCACAAUCCGUUUAUGACAUUGAGCCAUUGGAAAUAUUUAUAGCAAAUAACAAUGGAAUAAUUGACAUUAACGUGUCAUCUUUAGGAAAGUUGCAAAAACUUGCGGUGUUAGAUUUAGCUAAUAAUAAUAUUGGAUAUGUGCCACCUGAACUUGGUAAUUUAAAGAAUAUAAGAACCUUGUCAUUAUCCGGAAAUUGUUUUAAACAACCGCGACAAGCAAUUUUGGCCAGGUCAACAGAAGAGAUACUUGCAUAUCUCAGGGACAGAAUACCUCACUGAAUACAAUCAACAAAUUCUCAAAAUGAUGUUCUAUAAUUGUUGGAGAUCUGUUAGAGAAUUGUAUAAAAGAUUGUAGAGUAUUUAAGAGACGCGUCGAAUAUCCUUUAUUUUACACCGUACUAUAUUUCAAAUAUUACCGCGCAUUCAUAUAUCAUUCAUAUCAACGCUGUCUGUCACAAUGUCACAAAUAACAAAGGUUUCGAGUUCCAAUAGAAAUUAUGUCUCUGUAACUGUAAGCAAGUUCAAGCCAUUCCAAAAUGGCUGGCAUUUGAAAUUUGUUAAAUAUUAUCAUUAUUAAGUUCGCAACCUAUAAAGUUGAAUAUUUUCCUCAUGUGAUUCAAUCAGAGUAAUUGGAUACCAAAUAUCAUAUAUCAAAAAUGUAACAUCAGCAUCGUGAUCUCAGUUGGAAAGCAUGUCUAUACAAUUAAAAAUUCUGAAUGAUUCAA